Molecule: messenger RNA, 875 nt
Organism: Tilletiopsis washingtonensis
Lineage: Eukaryota; Fungi; Basidiomycota; Exobasidiomycetes; Entylomatales
Product: HAD-like protein
Exons: 3
Coding region: 1-852 (283 amino acids)
Source: RefSeq, a predicted model, not a curated record
AUGCGUGCCAGCAGCGCCAUGUUGGGCCUCUCGGCGCGCACAUCUGCGCCCGUGCGCCUCGUGCUGCUCGACGCCUUUGGCACGCUGCUGCGCCCUCGCAUCGCGCCGCAUCUGCAGUAUGGAGAGGAAGCGCACAAGCUGGGCAUCGAGUACGAUGCCGACAAGCUCGCGCCGGCCUUCAAGCAGGCGUUCAAGCACCUCGCGGCAGCGCAUCCCAGCUAUGCGCCGCUCGGGCCCGACGCCUGGUGGACGCGCCUGAUCGUGCGUACGUUUGCCGAGUGUGCGCCCUCUGCGUCGUCUUCACAAGUCACAGGGGAACUGGCGCCGCGCUUGCUGCGGCGCUUCGCCUCCAAGGAGGCCUACGAGCUCUUUCCCGAGACGCUCGAGGCGCUGCAGGCCUUGCGCGCCCUGCCUCCUGCGCGCGCGCCCGACGUGGUGCUGGCGAGCAAUGGCGACGCGCGCAUCGUCGCGGCGCUGCGGCAACUGCUGGCGGCGCAUUCGGCGGCGCAUCUGCUCGAGCUGCGGCCGGGCCUGCGUCUCAGUCCUCGUCUGACGUGGGACUUACGCGCCAGCAAGCCCGAGCGGGCCUUUUUCCGCCGUGUGCUGGCGCGCGUCGGCGCCGCAUCCGAGGAGCAAGCAGAGGGAGAGGGAGAGAGAUGGGAUGAAAUGGCACGCCAGACGCUCGUGGUGGGCGACAUGCAAGCAGAGGACUACGACGGAGCAAGGGCGGCGGGCACGCAGGUGCUGCUGCUCGACCGCAACGGCACACAGCGCGACGUCGAAAGCGACGUGCGCAUCGAGAGCCUCAACGAGGUGGCAUUGUAUGUACAGCAGGCGAAUGCACAUCGAUGACCCAGAAUGCAACACAAGGCAAG